AUGAACAACGCAGAUGUCCAGCAGCUGAUUGGUCAUCCUAAAAAACCUCCGCCUCAGCUGCAGGCGGGGAGCUCUACUUUGAAGCAGGAAGCUUCCCAGCCCCCCCACUUUAAAGAGGAAGAGGAGGAACUCUGGAUCACUCAGGAGGAAGAGUACGUCCAGCAGCUGAUUGGUCAUCCUGAAGGACUUCCGCCGCAGCUGCAGGGAGGAAGUUCCACUUUGAAGCAGGAGACUCCACAGCUACUUCACAUUAAAAAGGAAGAGGAGGAACUCUGCAUCACUCAGGAGGGAGAGUGUCUUCAGUGGUCAGAGGAAGGUGAUACCACCAAGUUGCCACUGACUGUUGUCUUUGUGAAGACUGAGGAUGAUGAAGAGAAACCACAAGUGGACAACUUCUUAGCUUCACUAUCAGAUAGUGAGGCUGAAGACGAGGUUGAAGUAACUUUGAGUAGCGAUACAGACUGUGAAGGUGAUAUGAGGACUCACACUGACAACAAACACGCCGACUGCUUUAAAAAGAAGAAAUGUAAAACAACUUUGAGCUGUUUAGUUUCUGGUACAAAAUGUUCUAAAAAGAGCAGUUUGACUGAAGACAUGAGAACACACACAGGAGAAAAAACUUUUGAUUGUUCAGAUUGUGGUAAAAGCUUUUGUCACAAGAGCAGUCUGACAGAACAUCUGAGAACACACACGGGAGAAAGACCAUUUAAUUGUUCAGUCUGCGGUAAAAGCUUUUCACACAAGAGCAGUUUGACUCAACACAUGAGAACACACACAGGUGAAAAACCAUAUAAGUGUACGGUUUGCGGUAAGGGCUUUUCUAAAAACAGCACUUUGACUCAACACAUGAGAACGCACACAGGAGAAAGACCGUUUUAUUGUUCACUUUGUGGUAAAAGCUUUUCUCACAAGAGUGGGUUGACUCAACACAUCAGAUCACACGCAGGAGAAAAACAACGCAUUUGUCCAGUUUGCGGCAAAAGCGUUUCUCUAAAUAGUAGUUUGGCUAAACACAUGAGAACGCACACAGGUGAAAGACCAUUUGAUUGCUCAGUAUGUGGUAAAAGCUUUACCCAACGGUGCCAUUUGACUCAACAUAUGAGUACCCACACAGGAGAAAAACAAUUCAAUUGUUUAGUUUGUGGUAAAAACUUUUCACAAAAUAGCAGUUUGACUCAACAUAUGAGAACACACACAGGAGAAAGACCUUUUGAUUGUUCAGUUUGUGGUAACAACUUUUCUCACAAGAGCAGUUUGACUCAACAUAUGAGAACACACACAGGAGAAAAACUAUUUAUUUGUUCAGUUUGCAGUAAAAGCUUUUCUCAGAAGAGAGUAUUGCAUGUACACAUGAGAACACACACAGGAGAAAGACCAUUUAAUUGUUCAGUUUGCUGUAAAAGCUUUUCUCACAGUGGAAAUUUGACUCAACACAUGAGAACACACACUGGAGAAAAACCCUUCACUUGCUCAUUUUGUAGAAAAAGCUUUUCCAACAAACUCAACUUGACUCGACACAAAAUGAAACACGUGGGUUAAAAAUAACACACAUCUGUUUGCAGUAUGCGUUAUUCUCAAGGUAGCAUGACAUGUUGUAAAUGUACUCCUCCAAUUCAUAGCGAACGCUUUUUAUCGACACAUUUUGACUGAACACAUUUGUCAUACACCCUGGAGAAAACCCUUUCAGUCGUUAAUUUCGCCGUCAAAGACAUUCUUGAUGAAAUGUCCAAUGAGAACAUACACAGGAGAAAACAUGUUGAAAUACUUAGUUUGUCGCCCAGAAGACAGAUAAGACACAUAAAAACAUACUCAGAGAAAAACCAUUUAUUUGCUUAGUUUGUGAUAAAACAUUUGAACAGAGACUAGGUUCUAGAUCAGGGGUCACCAACCUUUUUGAAACCAAGAGCUACUUCUUGGGUACUGAUUAAUGCGAAGGGCUACCAGUUUGAUACACACUUAAAUAAAUUGCCAGAAAUAGCCAAUUUGCUAAAUUUACCUUUAACUCUGUUAUUAUUAAUAAUUAAUGAUAUUUAUCUUUGUGGAAACACUGAUCAUCUUAAUGAUUUCUCACAAUAAAUAUAUAUAGAAACAGAUAAAUAUCAAUAUGCAACACUUUAUUUAUAUUUUCUCUAAGUGCACAUUUUUCAAAUUGAACAUUUUCAAAUGAUCACUUCUAAGACAGUCUUGUGAAAUCACAAUAUCCCAUUUUAACUAGCUAGCCACUAACAUUUUUUAACAAAUCAUGAAUUACUUUGCACCAUGUUUGUACAAAUAAUAACUCAUGUAAAAUACAAAAGUCAACUCUCAAAUUUUUAAAUAAAUCAUGUCACACUUUAAACUGGACACCAAACCAAACCAAAUCUGUUUCUUUGUCAGUUAGUGAAGACCAAGUCUUUAAAAUAUUUUCUUGGAUUUUCAAAUUCUAUUUGAGUUUUGUCUCUCUUAAAAUUAAAAAUGUCGAGCAAAGCAAGACCAGCUUGUUAGUAAAUAAAUACAAUUUAAAAAAUAGAGGCAGCUCACUGGUAAGUGAUGCUAUUUGAGCUAUUUUUAGAACAGGCCAGCGGGCUACUCAUCUGGUCCUUACGGGCGACCUGGUGCCCGCGGGCACCGCGUUGGUGACCCCUGUUCUAGAUCCUCUUUUGUUCCAAAGUAGUCGUGGUCUCUCUGCCAUGAUUAGUGGCAGCAAACACACAACUCUCUCGAUGCUGUUGUUGAUGAAAGUAGCGUGAGAUUGCAUCAAUGCGCCCAGAUACUAAAUUGCUGAUAGAGGACUUAAAAUAACUGAAAUAGUGUAUUUAUAACAUGUUAUAAUUUUGUCUGUCACUAAUUGUGUAUAAAAUGUUGUUUGUGUUUUGUAGAUAUUUUAAAAUGCUUAUUGGUGGCAUAGUUGACUCCCCAUUACCCUCAUGCUCGGUUUUCAAGCAACGAGUAUCGCCACCCUCGCCCGUCCCCUCUCGCUAUUUGUGUGGAAGAGAGUCCAGCCCCUCUCGAGAGGACCGGUUCCAGACCCCUUGCUGUGCGUUGAAUUAGGUUUGACUAGAUUCAGCCGGAACUUCUCCACCUGGCACUCAAGCUCCUUACCCCCCAGCGAGUUGACGUUCCACGUCCCAAGAGCUAGCUUCUGUGGUCCAGGAUCAGACCUCCGAGGACCCUGCCUUUUGAGUAGUGAGCCCAUUGGAGGGGGGGACCCUCGUUUCCUCUUCAUGGGGCCAGGCGCUUGCCAUUGAGCCUUACUUCUAAGCCUGGCUCCACAAGGGGGCCCGGGUGACCCGCUUUUGGGCGGGAAAAACUGUCUUUCUCGUAAAUGACUUUGAGUUGCUCUUUUUCUGGUCCCUCACCUAAGACAUGUGACAUGCACACUCCCCUACAACCAUCAGGUGGCAGAACAGAGAGCUUUUUCAUUCAAAAAUGUGUUCUGUAAAAACUAAUGUAAUGUGUUCCAAUAGGAAAAAUGCACAUUAAAAGUUAUAA
Molecule: messenger RNA, 3471 nt
Organism: Entelurus aequoreus (snake pipefish)
Lineage: Eukaryota; Metazoa; Chordata; Actinopteri; Syngnathiformes; Syngnathidae
Product: zinc finger protein OZF-like
Exons: 3
Coding region: 1-1539 (512 amino acids)
Biological process (GO): regulation of cytokine production; regulation of immune system process; negative regulation of transcription by RNA polymerase II
Source: RefSeq, a predicted model, not a curated record